Molecule: messenger RNA, 717 nt
Organism: Rosa chinensis
Lineage: Eukaryota; Viridiplantae; Streptophyta; Magnoliopsida; Rosales; Rosaceae
Product: probable glutathione S-transferase
Exons: 3
Coding region: 1-555 (184 amino acids)
Biological process (GO): glutathione metabolic process
Cellular component (GO): cytoplasm
Molecular function (GO): glutathione transferase activity
Source: RefSeq, a predicted model, not a curated record
AUGAUUUUGUAUAUCAAGGACAAGCUAGCGGAAUUGGCCGAGGAGACUAAAAUUAGCCCAACCCUCCAAGGAAUCUUGGCUACGUCCCUGCUUGAAUACAUUGAAGAGUCAUGGAAAGAGAACCCUUUGCUAUCCGAAGAUCCUCACGAAAGAGCCGCUGCACGCUUUUGGGCAAAAUUUGGUGAUGAAAAGGUUCUGCCAUCUAUUUGGGAAGCCUUUAACAGUGAAGGGAAAGAGCAAGAGGAAGGUAUUGUGAAGGCCAAGGAGAACUUGAAGUACUUGGAAGAGGAGCUAAAGGGGAAGAAAUUCUUUGGGGGAGAGCAUAUUGGAUUUGCAGAUAUUGCACUUGGAUGGCUUGCAGAAUAUGAGAAUGUGUUUGAAGAGGUAACUAGCAUGAAAGUGAUUGCAGAAGAUGAGUUUCCAUUGUUAUCAGAAUGGAAAAGGACUUUUGCAGAUGCUCCUAUAAUCAAAGAGAAUUGGCCUCCCAGAGACAAACUUGUCACCAAAUUUCAGGCUCUCCGAGAGGCCAACCUCUUGAAAAAGGUACCUAAAUGAAAUGGUUUGUGAGACCAUAGAUGGAUAACAGCAGAAGAGUACAUGAAAAUUUGUAUUUUCUUUUGGAAAGUGGAAUUUUCUUGGGUGAAAUGCAAUUCAAACUCCAGAAUCAAAUAUUCAAAAGGGAUAUAAAAUUUCUUCUUUUGUCAGAUGACAUUACUA